GUUUUUGUCCUUCUCACAGCACUUGAAUCGCCGACAUGAUGGCAACACCUGCUAACCACGACCGUGAGUCGACAAAGCCCGUGUGCUUCAACUGCGAAACCUCCACCACACCCUUGUGGCGUCGCGACGAUGAGGGCAAGGUUCUGUGCAACGCCUGCGGUCUCUUCCUGAAGCUGCAUGGUCGCGCGCGACCCAUUUCCCUGAAGACCGAUGUCAUCAAGAGUCGCAACCGAGUCAAGACAAUGCGCCCUGAUCUCGCGACAAAAAAGAAGCAGCAGCAGCAAGCCCAGCAACAGGCGCAACAUCAUGCCUACCUUGGCGGCGAUCACAACGGUUUCGACAUGAACUCACAAACUGGAGGCAUCAACUCUGCGGGCCCCCGGCAGGCACACAAGAACGGCGACGGCCACUCCCCCGGCUCGCGCGGCGAUACGCCGCUGUACAACCCGGCUGCCAUGCCCGUAUUCCAUGGCUUCGACGAGGCGCAGCUGCAGUCGACCGCUCUCUCUGGCUUCAACAUGUCCGGCACGCCGCCCAAUCGCACCGGUUCGCCCCUUAACGGAGACCGCCCGAUCGAUGCCCCUCAGACACACGAGCAAUUGAUUGCUGCCAAUUCAGCGCUCAGCACCAGGGUGCGCGAGCUAGAGCUCAUCAAUGAGCUUUUCCGCGGACGACUGGGGCAGCUUGAACAAGACGAGGCGACUGCCAGACGUGGGCAGGAAAUCAGUGGCCAGGCAGAGACACAGCUGCGUGGCCAGCUGGAAGAAAGCCAUCGCCGAGAAAACAGUCUCAAACACCGUCUCGACGUGCUGGAACAGGAGCUUGCCAACAUUAAGACCGGCAUCGUUGACGCCAACCCCGACGACGAGCUCGUCCACAAGAAGCCACGCCUCUCGGAGCCUGUGGAGCAGGCCGACGAGCCAGAAGCCAGAUUCGAUAUCCCCGAUGGCAUGACAACUGAUGAGCCAGUCAUGCAAACUGAUUCUGCCGAUGUGGACGACUCUGCCGCUGCUGACGUUGCUGCUGCCGCCGAUUUGGCCGACGCCGAAGAGGCUGCAGCAGCCGCAGCCGCGGCCGCGGCCGUAGCCGUUGUCGCUAAGUCCGAGCCUGUUGCAGAGGUGGCACCUGCUGAACCUGUCGUUGACGAGCCCGCAACCGCCACUGCAUAA
This is a messenger RNA of Verticillium dahliae VdLs.17, 1169 nucleotides long. Its product is annotated as GATA type zinc finger protein Asd4. The record is from RefSeq and is a predicted model, not a curated record. Lineage: Eukaryota; Fungi; Ascomycota; Sordariomycetes; Glomerellales; Plectosphaerellaceae. Gene Ontology annotation, biological process: negative regulation of transcription by RNA polymerase II; positive regulation of transcription by RNA polymerase II. The coding region runs from base 36 to 1169 and encodes 377 amino acids. The transcript is spliced from 2 exons. Gene Ontology annotation, molecular function: zinc ion binding; RNA polymerase II cis-regulatory region sequence-specific DNA binding; DNA-binding transcription factor activity, RNA polymerase II-specific.